Messenger RNA from Hermetia illucens (black soldier fly), 4300 nucleotides. RefSeq names its product serine/threonine-protein kinase unc-51 (gene Atg1). Gene Ontology annotation, biological process: axon extension; autophagosome organization; positive regulation of autophagy. NCBI's taxonomy places the organism in Eukaryota, Metazoa, Arthropoda, Insecta, Diptera, Stratiomyidae. The coding region runs from base 831 to 3332 and encodes 833 amino acids. The transcript has 15 exons. Gene Ontology annotation, molecular function: ATP binding; protein serine/threonine kinase activity. The record is from RefSeq and is a predicted model, not a curated record. Gene Ontology annotation, cellular component: cytoplasm; autophagosome.
CACAUUUGACAUUUCGCAUGUCCCUCACUGUGCAUGUAUUCGCUGCUUUGAAUUUUUCAGACUUUUUUCUGUGCCAUUAAUUUCAAAUGCACAAACACUGUAGUCCGUGCGCGACCAAGAGAAAGUGCUGUGUUCCCCCGUCAGGAUUAAUAUGCAACAUUUGCAAAUCGUUACGCCCAUAGCGACCCAAAUCGAGUGCCGUUCCUAGUCCUUCGAAACGAGCGUUGUCAAUAUCAGAAUAGUUAAGUGUCAAGUCGCGAAUUACUUUUCCGCAUUGAGUUCGAGUGUCGGCAAGGAAAACAACAAAAUCGAUUCAUAAUAUUCUUUGUAUAUUGCGUCUAUUUCCACACGUUCAAGGGGAGCAAACGCGGCGAGUGUGUGUGCGUGUUUUGAUGGAUUUCUGAUUGUGUGCGGUAACACGCGCAACGCGGCGGAGGUACUUGGUCGUGCUCGGCUGGAUGGUGUCCGUUGCCUUACGUUGACGUCUGGGUCUUGUGUGCGGCGCACAGGCGAGAAAUGUCAAAAUAGUUGAACUUUUCUUUCACGGUGUGUAUCGUCAGAAAUCGUCUCGUCGGGAGGAGGCAUUAGAAAACGGCAAAGUCGCAGUUUCAGUGAAGUUCGCGUAGCGUAGUGGAAACAAAAGUGGAAUUCAGUGCAGUCUAUGAGAAAUAGUGAUUUAUCCCGGGGGGAAACGAGCUUUAGUGUCGGUGACUUAAUUUUCCGCCCUCGGAGCGUUCAAAAUCGCUCUACGCGUUCCUGCCAGGUUUCGCACGCUGGUGCCGUUUUGUAACGAGUCGCGAGGCCACCCGCACUUGUAAUCCGGAUGCAACAUGGAAAUCGUGGGCGACUACGAGUAUAAUAACAAGGAUCUCAUCGGACAUGGAGCGUUCGCGGUCGUGUUCAAAGGCAGACACCGCAAGAAAUCCAACUUUCCAGUGGCCAUAAAAAGUAUAACGAAAAAGAGCUUGGCAAAAUCACAGAAUCUUCUGGGAAAAGAAAUAAAAAUAUUAAAGGAACUAACUGAAUUGCAUCAUGAGAAUGUUGUCGCUCUGUUGGACUGUAAGGAAUCGCAGCAUAAUGUAUAUUUAGUAAUGGAGUAUUGCAAUGGCGGUGAUUUGGCUGAUUAUCUCGGAGCCAAAGGAACUCUUAGUGAAGACACGAUUCGACUAUUUCUAGUGCAACUUGCCGGUGCAAUGAAAGCACUAUUUGCCAAAGGAAUCGUUCAUAGAGAUCUCAAACCACAGAAUAUUUUACUAUCGCAUAAUUGCGGCAAGGCACUACCGGCGCCAGCAAAAAUUACGUUGAAAAUCGCCGAUUUUGGUUUUGCUAGAUUUUUACAAGAUGGUAAUAUGGCAGCAACACUGUGUGGAUCUCCUAUGUACAUGGCGCCUGAAGUAAUAAUGUCGCUUCAGUAUGAUGCAAAGGCCGAUCUCUGGUCAUUGGGAACAAUAGUUUUUCAAUGUCUCACAGGAAAAGCACCAUUUCAGGCUCAUACACCACAGGAAUUGAAAAUGUUUUAUGAACAAAAUUGCAAUUUAGCCCCAAAAAUUCCGCCAGGAACAUCACCGGAACUAACCGACCUAUUAAUGGGACUUUUACGUCGCAAUGCUAAAGAUCGAAUGGCUUUCGAAGUAUUUUUCAAUCAUCCAUUUUUACAACGGCCACAAACACCAGAAUCCCCAAUCGAUAUGCCCGCAGGAGUAAACUUAACACCACCAAAAAUGCCAAGUCCCAUUCAACAACAGGUGGCAAUAAACCAACAAACUUUGCAACAACAGCAAGGUGUCGGAGAGCCAGUCGAAGCGUUGGAUAAUACAAUUGCGGCCACAUUGACAAAUGCUAGAGUUCUCGGGGAGGGUAGUAGUCCAAAUAGUGGUUCCAGUAGUCCCGAAGAUUCCGAUGAUUUCGUGCUAGUUCCAAGUAAUCUUCCAGUCGAUCAACAAAUUGUGAAUUAUGAAAGAAAAUACGGUUUCAGGCAAGGCAAUAGAAUGCAACCGACAAAUCCUCAAGCAAGUCCACCGCGACCAAGUACAUUGCCAAUCUCUGAACCAAAACCCGUUCCCGUUCCGGCACGCCGACUCUCAAACCAGGAGCGACAAAAGAAACCUGAAUUCACGUCAUCGCCACCAAAAACUAUCUCUAAUACUGCAAUACCACGAUCUCAACCAAUUAGUAUGAAACGUUCCGAGCAUCGAAACAGCAAUAAUAGCGAUAUAAAUUCAAUCUCACCACCGGCCGUGCAAUUCGCGAUUGGAACACCACCGGGUGGAAGUAGUCGCAGGCGAUCAACAUCAGGUGGUUCAUUGUCGGAAACACCACCGGCGGCACCAUGUCAAUGGCAAGUUAGUCCAGCAUCUCAUCAUUCACCGUUACGACGAUCUGGUACCAGUUCACCCGUCCUACCAUCAUCGGCACUAUCGAAACUUCCAACACUAGGCAGUCCAACAACCGUUAUGAUUGGUGAAAACAAUAAUCAUCAUCCUGUAUUAGGGCCACGAGCGUUCACAUUGCCUGAAAUGGGAGCAACUGGCGGCCUUCAAAGUCUUCUUGAUACAAAUAAUUCGGAUGGACAUCAUCAUCAUCAUCAUCAGACAAUUCCGUUCCAAGCACCUGAAUUACAAGAGGAGACGCUACUUGGACGAGAGCACAACGAAACCCUGUCCAAGUUGAAUUUCGUUCUAGCUUUGACUGAUUGUAUUCAGGAAGUGGCCGACUCGCAGUGUGCUCCACUGUCGGCAUUGAUGUCUACAGAUGCGCAAAUUAUCCCACCACAUGCACCGGAAGAUUGUAAACGAUUAGAACGUUUAGUAUUGUUAGUUAGAGCAUUACAAUUACUCUCAUCGGGUUUGAGUCUGGCAUCACAGCAGCUACAAAAUGGCCAUCUGAAACCAUCUGCAAAUGUAAAAAAUGCCCUACUAGCGAUGAACUCUAAAUAUCGCGCGCUGUUAGCAGAAUCCAAAAGAUUAAAUGGUGCAGCAUUACUACAGAAAGCAGCUGCUGCCAAUAUUACUGCUGACAAAAUUCUAUACAAUUACGCCAUAGCAAUGUGUCAAUCCGCUGCCCUAGAUGAAUUAUUUAGCAAUAAAAAGAACUGUUUUGAACGUUACCACACGGCACACAUCCUACUACAUUCGCUGGCUCAAAAGUGCAAUCAUGAACAAGAUAAAUCAUUGCUAGCUAAAUAUAGAGACGCUGUCGAGAAGCGGCUGAACAUUCUACAGCAACAAGGCUAUAUUUACGUUACCGAUGAUUCUUCGCUUUCUAUUCUUCGACAACCAACUACCAACAAAUCGACGUCACCAGUUUUCUUUCGCAACACUCUUUGUCGCUAAAGCGUACAAGCCAGGAACUGAAAAAGUACCAAUAAAAACGGAAAUAAAAGCAACUAUUUAAUUUUUAUACGUUGAAGGUCGAUAUGUAAGCAUUAUUAUUUUCCACUUUAUACAGUCUCUAAAUCAAAUGUAGUGGUAAGAACAAUAAAAUGUAAAAAACAAAGCAUGCAAACCAAAAGAAAUCAACUUUAACUUUAACAUACGUAUCAGAUUGUAGUGUAAGUACAACUCAUGUUGUAUACCAACAGCAUUAAAAUUAAAAUACAAAUUUAAUAGAAAAGAUUAAUAUCUAACUAAGGCUUGAAGAAGACUAAAAAGUAAAGACAUAAUGAAAGUAGCCGUAUUAAAACCCGAAAACACAAAACACAAAGAACCGCUAAAACAUAAAAUUGUAUAUUUCUAUUAAAAAAUAUGGAAUGAUAAGAAAGGCUACAAUUCUAUCGAACUCUGAAUACGAGCAAAGGAAGAGGUUUAUUAAAUAGUAUUUAGGAACCCAAAACUACUACCUACUCACUGCAACACUCGUUGAUUCUACUCAAAACACAUUACGUAAGUUAUGUUCUCCCCGCCCUGAAAGCUUCUUUAUUUUGUAAAUAAAUUUGUAGAAAUUAACUUGUAGUUACACUGAUCGAAAGGGGCGGCAUUCCGUGACAUGGAGAAAUUACCAGAUUGUUAAAUACAUAGUUAUUUGGAUUGAAAGUUCUUGAGAAAUUAAAAAUAACAGAAAUGAGAAAUGUAAGGGAAAGUAUAUAAUAUAUAUUUAUCCAAAUCUAUUAUAAUGUGUAAUAUCAGUAUUUAAUCACAAAUAUUACAACAAGGAAAUAAUAUUUGAAAACGUAUGUUAUUCAUAAGUUAGCCCCGUUUUUUUCUUGGACUGAAGGAUGGAAAUUAUUCCCUAGGACGUAUAUAAUCAGUUUAAUCCUAAUUUUGAUAUAUUGUAAUUAUAUUUGAGUUUUAACAUGAAUGAC